UUAGCCAUGCUGCCGUGGGACUGAGUCGACUCUCACCCGCUGAAUGAAGCAUCUUCCAGGAGGAGACGAGGAGCAGAGGCAGCCAGAGAAGUGAAGGGGAGUCAGGCCAACAUCUUGCCUCCUGUGCAGAGUCUGAGACUCUGGACAAAUCAUCCUCAUGCCACUUGUAAACAACAAAGUUGGGGAUGACUGCACAGCUGGUGGUGACAAGGCGCUGUUAGACGGGAAGCUUUGGGUGGAUUCUCUGAUAAAGGUGGUAGCAUGUUACCGACAUUUAGCCUCAUGUGUUGGUGGGUGCACUGAUAGUCUGCAGCUCCGCGAUGAACUGCGACGGACCAGGGAAAAGGCCCAAAAGCUGGCCGAGGCCAUCUGCCAUCACCUCACCUCCCAUCUCCGAGACAAGAGGCUCCCCGAGGAGCAGCGGAGGGAGAUGGAGCUCCUCUGGGUGGCCUUCUCCUGCAGCUUAGAGCUGCUGCAUGUCGACAUGUGCAAAGUUUUUAACAUCGGAGACAUUUUCUCACUGGCCACCACAGCUUCCCUGGUGCAGACCGGUCUGCAAGGAGGAGGCAGUGAGGUUGCGGCAAGAGCGCUCAGUUUGCCAGACCUGAAUCAGGACCAGACCACCACCCUCCACGAUGACUUGGAGAAUGAGGAGCGCAUCAUCAUGGAGCAGGAGAUCAAUCACAUUGACCACAUGAUCGAUGACAUGGAGAUGAAGGUCAACGUGUUGCGCUGGAUGGUGGAGCCUCACGGGCCUCAGUAUGUGGACCCGACUGGCAGCACAGACAGCGCUUCGCUAGCCCUGCUCUCCAUCAACGAGGAGCAGCCCGGCCCAGUCUACCAGCCUCUCGGCCGGCGGAGCGACAUGUUCGUGCUCUUGUUGCUUUUUGCAUUUAUUUCCGUGGCAGUAAUUUUAUCUGUCUGUGUUUUCCUUCUGUCCUGAAGGAAACUGUCAAAGAACUCUCAGAAAUGCUCCGUAACUCUGUAAACAUGGCCACCUUCGCAUGUACGCUAGUUCUUUCCUCACUCACAUCACCUUCCUGCAAAUGCUCUGAAAACAGCUGACAAAGCAAACCAGUUCAACCUGGAUGCAAACCAGU
Melanotaenia boesemani (Boeseman's rainbowfish) is the source of this 1100-nucleotide messenger RNA. Its product is annotated as regulator of G protein signaling 9 binding protein. The transcript is spliced from 3 exons. Gene Ontology annotation, biological process: G protein-coupled receptor signaling pathway. Gene Ontology annotation, cellular component: neuron projection. The coding region runs from base 158 to 943 and encodes 261 amino acids. Lineage: Eukaryota; Metazoa; Chordata; Actinopteri; Atheriniformes; Melanotaeniidae. The record is from RefSeq and is a predicted model, not a curated record.